Messenger RNA from Dreissena polymorpha, 7438 nucleotides. RefSeq lists its product as uncharacterized. The record is from RefSeq and is a predicted model, not a curated record. The transcript has 9 exons. Bases 1598 to 4828 code for a protein of 1076 amino acids. Lineage: Eukaryota; Metazoa; Mollusca; Bivalvia; Myida; Dreissenidae.
CAGACAUCAACGAAUGCCGCAUAGGAGCAUCGAAAUGCUCUCACAUGUGCAUCAAUACUGCUGGAAGCUACCAUUGCCGGUGCAAUCAAGGUUAUGUUCUAGAGGCGAAUGGAUUGGCAUGCACAGAUAUCGAUGAAUGUGCUGACGUUCUAAAUGGUGGGUGUGAUGAUCUGUGUAUCAACACUGUCGGGUCGUUUAAAUGCGCAUGUAACGGAAACAGCACCAUAGAAACCGAUGGCUUUACGUGUUCUGGUGCGAAUGUGGAGCCCUCGAAUUUCUUUUCAACAAACGGUCUCAUUCAUCAAUUGUUACCAAAAGGAUGUCAUUACAUUAUAAUGUCCAAGUGUGAUGCAGACUCCAAGAGUAUAAUUCUGUCAUCGACAUCAGCCUGGCACAAACUUCAGAGCAACAACGAUGUGGUGUAUACUUUUGGAAUAACCUUCGUAGAAAUCAAGACAAUUGUUCUGCCGUUGUAAAUUUCCGGUUUACAGGUCAAUCGUAAGUCUAGGCAGAUUUUGUCAGGUUCUCUGCAAUACUCAUCUGCUGAUGGAAUCAAGACUGGCGAUGCAAGAACUCAGGAUUGCUGGUCAUUCAAUAUCACCCCAAAAGACAUUCAUGAUAUAAUACAGUCCUUUGCGUUCACAAGAACGUUCUUCAGUAAUAUGCAGGACAUUCUGCCGUCGUGGCUGCAGUUUGGCCAAACGGGGGGCGUGGUUCUCAGCGCCAAUGAACUGCAAACCGAAAUACGAACUGGCGCCGAAAUAAACGAUGGAGUAUGCAAAGGUGCACCGUUGAAUCCCAGUAAAUUUUAUAACGUUUUUCAGCUUGGACAUGGAUUUUCUAUCAACAUAUAUGGUCUAAACUUUACCAUUCCCCGCCCUUUCUCGAACAAGAUGUACUGCAUAAUAACAGAUAUAUGUGAAGACCUGGGAAACACAAUAUUUCUAAUUUUACCUGAAGGCUCAAGAGAUGUAAUUGAUAAACUCAGCAUUUUUAAGUCAUUGAAGCAAAGAAUGGAAGUAAUAAUUCGUCCAAUUGGAAUAGGAUUUUCCCUAGAUCAAAGAAUUCAGAACAAUUGGGAAACAGAAAUUAACUUUUGGCGUGGCGGUGACGAACUAUUUGUAUAUCCAAUUAAGCAGUCCGCCAAUGUCUGGAUCGAAGGCGAGGCAUCAUUGGCCUACGGAUAUCUACGAGCUGAAGGCAGAGCUGAUGCACAUGUAGCUGUACCAAAUCUCCAAAUGAUUCUUCCAAGUAUUUUUGCGGGCGAGUGGCGUUUAGGAGUUCAUUUCACUGCAACGGCUUCACUGCAAUUGAACUUUGAUUUCUUUGGGGACAAUAUCAACAUCAAUCUUUUGCCUUCAAACGGCGAGGUCUUGUUGUACGGGUCCUUGGGAGGAAUUGACAGUCGCACAUGGUGCGGUGCGUCGGCAAAUCCACCAGGACUGUUUCUUAAUGCUUUGAUAAGUAUAAAUGCAUUUCGGGAUAUACCACUUUUAAACUUUAUAAACAUCGACCUUAGAGUGAGGGCACACGCCUUUUUUUAAGUGAUCCAACGAUACGCAUUGCUUUCGACACGGCAAGUAUAGUGGAUGAUCUGAUGCACGUUGUCAACAUAACAGAAACACUUGUGAAGAAUUUAAAGAACGCUGCAGUAAUCUACGCAUCGAGGCUAAAAGACGGGUCGGUUGUAUACUUGAACAAACUCAUUCAGACGGCUUCUGAGAUGUUGGUUGCUGUAACUGAUCUCUUAAACGAUGUUAGACAACGUAAUUUGGACGAAAGCCUUUUAACUCAUGCAGCUAACGAGCUAAGUCAGAUUUGGCAUGCAUCAAUUAAGACUCUUAAAAACGACACGCGUGUGUUUCUUGCAUCUAUCGUUAACAACAGUUUAACUUUACAGCAAACAGUAUCCCAAAUAUGUUUAAAUGCAAUUAACGAUAUCGAGACGCACUUUGGUAAGGUUAUAGACAGACUGCUGAACCCACUUGAUAAGAUGUCCCCAGGAAAUGAAGGCUUAGGGAUAAAAUUUUAUGGAGAUCUUACACUGUUUGGACUGCAGUUCCCAACUCUGGAAAUUGAAUUUGUGUAUUCAACAGGCACAAAAUUGUCACACUGUGAUCGGUAUGAGUUUGCUCAGAAUUUCUUAAAAACUGAAAAAGCCAUUCGAAUAUUUGCCACUUUAAAGAGCGUUGUACCAAUUGGUCGAUUUCUUAAAGCGGAUGCCGGUCUAGGAUAUGCGAUAAGCCUUGAAUAUAAAGGCAAGUUUGCUUUAAUUGUUCGAGGGGAAGCAUCGUUUCUAGGUUGCAGGGCUCGUGUAGACAUGUACAUUUCGCAAACGGGUUUGCAAUUCUUCUUGGAAGUAAAGAUAUGGUCUGCAUUUAAGGCACAGUUGGACGUUUCGUUCAAUACAAAUCUUAAUAUUAUGAAUCACGCGAUACCGGUCUUACAAAAUGUAUCCUUAAACAUAAAGGGUCGUUUUAUUGCGGAUGCGGAUGGUGAUGGGGAUUUCUCAGACAGUUACCUGUCGGCGCUUAUUCGGUUUACACAACAUAUCGCAGAUGAGGCAGAAGCUCGUUUGAGUGGACUGCAGGAAAAAUUAUCGGCGGCUCAACAUGAUUUAACUGCUGCACAAAACUGGCUUGCAGACAAAAAAGCAGCUGUCGAUUCAGCAAAUACUGGCUUUGAUAACGCAGUGAAAGCAUUACAAAUUGCUAAAGUAAAACUUGAGGAAGCAAAAACACCUUUUCGAAAUGCAAUUGAUGCAUUGGAAGAUGCGCAACGCAAGGUUGAUCGUCUUUGUAAACUUAAAGAAUGCGACAAAAUAUGUGUUCCAGGUUUGAAGUGUAGUGUGUGCUAUAAGAAAGUGUGGUUUAUAAGAAUACCGUAUCCAUGUUGUUCAUUUACGAGCUGUAUGUUUUCUAUUCCUGACCCGUUAUGUGCAUUAGCAAACGCUGGUUGUCGUAUACUGCGUGGAUUCGCCUAUGCAGCUCUAGAAGUAGCUCAACUAGCAUUGCGUGUACCAAUUCUUGUACUCGAUGCAGCAAAGGCAGCCGUAACUGUUGCACAGGUAGUUAUAGAUAAAUCUCGUGUGGUUUUGGAAAUUGCCAAAGUUGCUCUGGAUAUGGCAAAUAUUGCUUUAGAAGGUGUAAAACUGGUUUUCGAAGCCGCAAAAUUAGCUCUUGAAGCGGUAAAAGCAGUUGUUAAACUCGGAUUUAUGGCACUGAAUUUUGUAUUGAAAUACGGUUUACAAUCCUUGAUAGACGUCAGGAAUUGCCGCUUUGAAAUUGAGCUUUCAACUAGCGAUUUGCCAAUAUUUGAUGUCCAGUGCGAAGUGAAUGCCUUCAAAACUGGUUUCGUACCCGUUGGUAUAAAGAUUAAUUUUAAUGAUCCCAUACAAAGUAUUUGGAAUGCUGCCAAAGCUACGAUUGAGAUGAUACUCAACAAGAUCGGCAACGUUUUUUCUGGCAGAAAAAAACGUGAAAUACGAGAUAAAACACUAGCCGGUCUGUACACGUCGAUGCGAUUUGCACGCAACACCGAUGUAGAUGAUUCGCAUUUUGAAAUGUUUGCAAAUAAGACGUUAAAUGACACUUUUAAUACGUACGCGGGCUUAAAUAUAAGCCAUUCGGAUGAAUACACGUUUCGGAAACAAUUGUUUAUUGAAAAAUGCUUGUUAUUCACACGUAUUCGUGUGUUUUUCUACGAUGCGACAAGCACAUUGUCGGACUUGGUGCACGACACUGCAUCUACGAUGAAGAAUAUGACCUCUAUUAAAGGGUCCAUGCAGGCAAUUAAUACUCACGAUAUGUCGAGCAAGUUAUCCUAUGAAACUAUUGGCGUGGAUCCAAUAGUUGCUUAUAAUGAAUUCAACAUGAGUAUUUCUGAAUUGGAGAAUACAAUUGACGGUGCAAGUGAAAAUAUUUCAACAGAUCCGCUUUUGAUCAACCUAGCCUUGUUUGCUGAGGAUGCUAGUUCGUUUUUGGACACUGAAGCUGACGAUGCAAACAAAAUAAUGAUCGUUAACCAAUGGAUUGCUGCCAUGAAUAAUGUCACAGCGGAGUAUUUUAAUAACGAUACGUGUGUUUCAUUUUUGGAUUGCGCUCACUACGCAAUCGCCGCCUUGUAUGAACAGUUUGUUGUUGUCAAUGUAACAAACCAGACAGAGACCCUUGAAAGUGUAUCGCAAUUUGAAAAUAUGUUUCUACUUUUAGUAGGAAACGGUUCCCAUACCAUCGAGGACGUUGAUUCGAUGGCGAUGUCUUUAUUAGUGACUUUACAGCAAAUGAAAGAACACUACGUCUUUUGUUCAAAAGCUCCGGAAAUGCUUGCACCUCUUCAAAACAUUACUGUGAAGACUGGCUCCAAUGUUUCACUCGUCUGCAACGCAACGGGUGACCCUAGGCCAAACUUUUGGUGGUACAAACAUGGGCAACUGAUUCCCGGUGAAAACAAUAUGUUUUUACAUAUUGCUAACGCGGGUCAAAACGAUUCCUCUGCGUACCACUGCAAGGCUGGUAAUUUGGUUGCAAAUUACUCGUUUGAGGAAGCAUAUGUGAGCGUACUGGAUAAUUUUGGAGUGGUUAAUAAUGAAGAAGCCACCGACGAUGAACAAGGUGUAGACCUUAUACCAAUAUUGGUACCGAUCUGUCUGGUGCUGCCUUUGGCAAUCGCUGUCGUGGGUGUUUUGGUUUGGAGAUAUCGUACCAGAAUGAUGGCCAGAACGAAAGAACCAGUCAUAGGCUUUGAAAACAACACAUAUGGUACAACCGAGAGUUUUCCCACCGCAAUACCACUCCAGGACAGGUCAGGAAGGAGAACACGCCGUUAAAAUAACUAAGAAUUGACGAAUCAUGGGAAGUUGGUUUAAAAGAAACAUUUACAUUAUUUUCAAAGUCCGUAUUUUGUAUCAUAUUGAAGUGUGUACGGCGUGUUUUAAUUCGGAGGUUAACUAAACAUUUAAACGUUUCAAAACUGGAACAUCCGUAUCAUCUUUAGCAUUAUUUUAUUUGCAUUAACAAGAGUUCGUAUCCAUCAACUGUUCCUAAGAAUAAACAAUAGUCUUACAAUUGCAACGUUGAAAUAUUAUGUCCAGUUUAAAACUCGGCAUCUCUUAUUUCUAGCCCAUUAUAAUUUAGAACAAUUUUCAACGGCCACAUGCAUCAUUUAUAACCUGAUUAUAUUUUAAAUAUAUUCAAAUAUUCAAGUAUUUUGGACGUUAUUCUAAAGUCCGAGUCCAUAUUUGAAAAUAGCGGAUUCGCGUCAUUUGUAAGAUUAAUAUAUAGUUAUACAUUUAAUUCAUAUAAUCACCAUAAUUACCGAAAUAUUUACACAAUAAUAACAUCAAUUAAUGUAUACAAAUAAUUUUACGUGUGGUGGAAGACUACCACAUAUGAAAGUCAAUUUCUGUAUCUGAUUGUUAAGAUAGCAUGCAUUUUUAUAUCGUGUUGUCUUUUGCAUUUUGUUAAAAUAUUAUGAAUAGGUAUGUGUGUUUCUUCUUAUACUCUCACACAUGUUUUCGUAUUUUUGUCAAUCUAACCAACUGCUUAAAACGUAUUGUAAAUUUUUCGCAAGUGUGCGUUCCGCGUCUUUUUUUCUUUAAAUGUUUUUUUAUAUAAUAAUAUGCAUGAACAAAAAAUAUGGAAACACAUGCGGCGGGCAGCGUACUCUGGGUUGAGCUCGGACCUGCGGUUGGAAUCCAGGAAAACUAAAUAUUUCAAAAUGUUUUAAUCGAAUCAUUAUGAAACUUUAAGUAUGUGGGCAUUAUAUAUCGGUGCAGUUUCAUAACCAGCAAGAUCACAUGAAGCACUUCAGAAUGUGUGGGCUUGAAUUAACAAAGCUGGUCAAAUAAAGUUUGUCAGCUCUCUCAAAUAGUUUUCAUUGCAUCACCUCAAAACGUGAUGACAAUGUAAAUAUUCAUAAUGUCUCAACCACGUUUAAUAACCAGCAAGAUUGUCUUAGACAGUUCUGAGUUAUGGGCCUUGAACUAUCCCAAAUAGUAUACGUCCGUUCAAUAUCUUAAGUUUGCAUAAUUCAAUCUUGAUGAAACCUUGGUUUAGUAAGCUUGAGUGAAGACAUAGCUUGAACUUUAAAGGUAAUAGUCACACAUUCUGAAACAAAGAAAAGAGUUUCUGCUUAAAGAUUUCAAUUUGAUUCAAAGUAUUGAAUUCCAAUUGUUUGUAUAGGUAAGUUACAGUGAGAUCUAGCAUGGGACGAUAUUUGGCCGUUCAAGACGAGUUCAAUGGUGACUGUUGCUUUAAUUAGAUAAACAGUUUCCGUUCAAUUACUUAAGCUUUGAACACGGUGUAACAUGGGCACUGCGUGUGUAGGAAGCUUACCUGCUGACCUAGCUUGCAAUUUGAUUAUGGUCAAGGUCUCUAUAACCCAAAUAAAAAAAAACAGUUUCAGUUCAAUUACUUGCAUUUGGAUGUAUAUCACUGAUACUUUAUGCGUAUGUUGCUUACAUAAAAGCCUAGCUUGGGGUUGCUUAUGGGCCAGUCGGAUAAUACACAUUCAAUAUCGUAGUUGCUUAAAAUAGAAAAACGCUUUCUGAUUAGUUUCUUGAUCUUGGAUGGAGGUAUUGAGUGUCAGUUUGUGAUAAGGUGACUAACCUAAAUACUUAACACAAUACUCUAUAUUACGUUAAAGAUCUGGUUUCAUGCACUUUCCAUGUCCCUAGUUUUUUUCCAUUACGUUGUGUGCUAUCAUUUUAACAACAAAUUAAUUUAUCCUUCAAUGAUGAACAUAACCCACACCUUUAACGCGCAUAUUUUGUGAUAAUUUGGCAAUCUUGCUUAAUAAUUUGUUUCAAACCUUAAUUUAUGGCUGUGUAAUUUUGUAAGAUAUAAUAUUCAAACGUUUGAUUGACUUCUGCUAUCAUAAUGUUGUUAUGCUCCUUCUCAAUAUAUUAUGCACAGUACUACCAGUUUUGUACAUAGCGCAUUCCUUAGUUAGUUUUGUGUUUUUGUGUGCAAAAUUGUAUUUAUACCAUAUAGUAAUACAUACACGCAUGUUAUAUACAUAGUAGACCAUGAACAUGUACUUGAAGGUUGUAUAUUUCACAAGUUGUACUCUUUCAGCCAUAAAUAAUGCAUAUAGUUUUGUUUCAAAAGAGAUUACAUGUAUAAACUAAUUAAAAUAGAUUCCACAUGUAUGCAUGUAUAACUUUUUUCUAUAAUAAUAUGCACAUACGAAAGAUACUUUAAUUGCUGCAUUGCAUUAUGUAUAUUACAAAUAUUACGCAGAUUAAACAAAUACAGAUGUGGUAAUAACUAUUUAUAUUAGGUGUUAGAAAGCAUAAUGUACUAGUAAGGGCUGUCUGUAAAUGUGACCGGUUGUUUCCAUUCUACUCAUGUUUUUAUUGUAGUUGUGUAUAUUUAAAAUGUUUGCUUCAUGUUGUUUACGUUAGCGUAUCAUUAAGUGUAUUGAAUUUAAAUUUAAC